This is a messenger RNA of Pistacia vera, 786 nucleotides long. RefSeq lists its product as uncharacterized. Gene Ontology annotation, molecular function: RNA binding. Lineage: Eukaryota; Viridiplantae; Streptophyta; Magnoliopsida; Sapindales; Anacardiaceae. The transcript is spliced from 5 exons. Gene Ontology annotation, cellular component: nucleus. The record is from RefSeq and is a predicted model, not a curated record. The coding region runs from base 178 to 570 and encodes 130 amino acids.
AUCCUAAUUAAUCUAAUAACAAGAAGAAACAAACCCUAGCCCAGCCCCAGUUCAGAAAGACUACCGACCGCUUAAGAACUCACAGAAAUAUAUCUUUCUCACCAAAACCAUCUUUCGAUCUUUUAUUUUGACCUUCAACAUACACUUUGGCUUUCGGUUUUCGUUUUCAGCUCUAUCAUGGAAGAGGUUACAGAUGGAGUUAACAAUAUCAACUUAAGCGCUGAUUUAAUCAAGAAAAAUCGGAUUCAAGUCUCCAACACUAAGAAACCCUUGUUCUUUUACGUUAAUCUCGCUAAGAGAUACAUGCAGCAGCACAAUGAGGUGGAACUCUCCGCUCUUGGAAUGGCCAUUGCCACAGUUGUCACUGUUGCAGAAAUUCUGAAAAACAAUGGUUUGGCUGUUGAGAAGAAGAUCAUGACCUCAACAGUGGAUAUGAAGGAUGAAUCAAGAGGGCGAUCUGUCCAGAAAGCCAAGAUUGAAAUAUUGCUGGAGAAGACUGCAAACUUCGAUGAGCUGAUGGCAGCUGCUGCUGAGGAGAGGGAAGCUGGAGAAGCCGAAGAGCAGAAUUGAAAGGCAGUUAGUUAUCUAUUGGUAUCUGGUUUGCUUUGGUGUUCAUGCUCCAGUGCCAGUGAAGGCACUUAAUUUAGUUAGUUUCUUGGUUGUGGGGUAUCUUAGGUAUUGUAGUCCCAAUUGGUUUGGUAAUUGUGAAGAUUUGAACUUAAGCACCUAUAGACACCAUAUGUUUACCAUUCAAAAUUCAAUUAUAUUAACUGAUUCUUUUCUCCA